AUGCCCGAAUAUACAUAUCUCUGUUGCCAGUGCACACACUGUGGCUUAUCGGGUGAGCUCAAGCGUCCGACGACGUGGAAGAAACAUUACAGAGAUGAUGUCAAGAGGAGCGAAAGAUAUCCCUCGGAUCCAAGAUACGUAGAAGCUUGCCACCGGAAUAAGCAUCCUGAGAGAUAUACGCCAGGCGUCAAAGUCACUCAGAAGGAGAAUAAACAACCACAUGGCGAUGUUGGUAAUGUAGGCCAUAUCAAUCCAUUAAUUCACCCACAACCCAAUACUCUUACUACAGCUCCUUCUUGCAAGAUAAGGAUCUCUCCGCGACGGCACUGGAAUGGUCAUAAGCAGAUUCCAGGACCCUCACAGCUCAACAAGAAUCAUUCGCGUGAGGAUAACCUUGAAGCCCCGUCGCUAUUCCCAAAUCCCGUAGACGCAAUACACAACCAACCAAACUCAUACGCAUAUCCGCCCAACGUCGCCAUUGCUCCACCGCCAUUCCACUGCGCCCCAAUACCUCCACUUCCACCACUAAUACACACCCGCUCAAGCACACCGCCCGAGGAGACUCCACGACGAGCGUCCCUAUCGCGCAUGUAUGAGGUGCUCGGACCACUGAAGAGAAACUCAGCACCAUUCCUACAAAGCGAGUCUGAAGACGCUCUCGACCCUCUCAAUCACGAGAAGGACAUAGCGAGGGAGGUGCUAAGGCGGCAUGGAUUAGAGGAUUACGAUAUCCAGCACGACUGGCCCCGUUGGAGCAUGCUUAAAUUGCAUAAGGCUCAUCUUACUACAGUCGUUCACUCCCUCUCUUCCCCAGAUACCUCGUCUCGGUUUGUACAGUUUGAGAAUCUCCGCGAGAACCGCUCUAUUGGGUAUGCGGAGGUAGUCUGGUUUUCGGAAUUCCGCUACGAUGAGGGUAACAACGCCUUCAGUAGCAGUCAAAGUCGCAUUCCAGAUAGCAGAGACUUGCUUAAUUGUUACUGCAGGGUUUAUAGCGCUAUAGAGCUCUUCAAAGCGUAUGUCAAAGUGUCUCGUACAGACGCUUUCGUAUCUUUCCCGGUUAAUUGGAUCAGGUGCCUCGUCGAUUUUCUACCUGUGCUAGAUCCUAGUGCCAACCCAGCGCUCAAUCAUUUCUGGGUGGAGCGGCACUAA
Wallemia ichthyophaga EXF-994 is the source of this 1149-nucleotide messenger RNA. RefSeq lists its product as uncharacterized. The transcript has 3 exons. Lineage: Eukaryota; Fungi; Basidiomycota; Wallemiomycetes; Wallemiales; Wallemiaceae. Bases 1 to 1149 code for a protein of 382 amino acids. The record is from RefSeq and is a predicted model, not a curated record.